Messenger RNA from Carlito syrichta (Philippine tarsier), 583 nucleotides. It is a transcript of the gene RPS23, whose product is annotated as ribosomal protein S23. Lineage: Eukaryota; Metazoa; Chordata; Mammalia; Primates; Tarsiidae. Gene Ontology annotation, biological process: translation. Bases 102 to 533 code for a protein of 143 amino acids. Gene Ontology annotation, molecular function: structural constituent of ribosome. Gene Ontology annotation, cellular component: cytosolic small ribosomal subunit; ribosome. The transcript is spliced from 4 exons. The record is from RefSeq and is a predicted model, not a curated record.
CGGACAGCUGCGGGGUCCUCGGCGGGGCGGGGCGUGCCGCGGGGGCUUCUGGGAGCUGCCCGUAAACCUCGCUCUUUCGCUCGGGUCGUGGCGCCGGCAGGAUGGGCAAGUGUCGAGGUCUCCGCACUGCCAGGAAGCUCCGCAGCCACCGGCGAGACCAGAAGUGGCACGAUAAGCAGUACAAGAAGGCGCACUUGGGCACAGCCCUGAAGGCCAACCCCUUCGGGGGCGCGUCGCACGCCAAGGGCAUCGUGCUGGAGAAAGUAGGGGUCGAAGCCAAGCAGCCCAACUCUGCUAUCAGAAAGUGUGUCCGUGUCCAGCUUAUCAAAAACGGCAAGAAGAUCACUGCUUUUGUGCCCAACGAUGGCUGCUUGAACUUCAUUGAGGAGAAUGAUGAAGUUCUGGUUGCCGGAUUUGGUCGGAAAGGUCAUGCUGUUGGUGAUAUCCCUGGAGUCCGCUUUAAGGUGGUCAAAGUAGCCAAUGUCUCUCUUUUGGCCCUGUACAAAGGCAAGAAGGAAAGACCAAGAUCAUAAGUUGUGAUGCUGGAAACACCUAGUAAUAAAUUUUCAUAUGCUAACCAAAA